GACCCCCCGGGGGGUCGCGGUACCCCUCCGUGGGGGUCGCGAGAUGAUUUCCAGAACAGCAAAAGAAAAAAAAAGAAAAAAUUUUUUCGAGAGGGCCUUUACAUUUUUAUUUUAUAUAUUUUUUGUUGCUGAAAUAUCUGUUUAAAAUAGUUAAAUAACUAUAUGAAAAAAAAGUUUUUUUUUUUUGUUAUUAUUAUUUUAACAUUACGUCAAUUACAAAUGAAGUUUACGUCUAUGACGCAGCAUACGUGCCCUUCGUUUUAAUCUUAAUGCUAGAGCUAGCUUUCUGAAGUUGCGAUUAAGACCUUUAUCAAAAUGAAACGGUGGCUAAUAUCCACAACUCAAAAACAGAGUGAAGUUGAAAAGCCAGAUUUGCAAGCGGCAAGGCCUGAUGACAGAGCAGGAAGCACCGUGGGAACACCAGAGAAGUCUGCGGAGGACUGCGACACAGAACCGCCAGAGCAUCGCCCGGCAGCGGCUAAGGUGGGAGCCCGCCAAGCCCACAAAUCGGACACUUCUUCAUCCAAAUCAAGAAAAUACAGGGAUGAAUUUAUUAAGUAUGGAUUCGUGUGUCACGUUGUAAAUGGUAUACAACACCCACAGUGUGUAGUGUGCUCGGAGGUCCUUGCUCACGAGAGCCUUAAACCGGUGAAAAUGUUGAGACACCUGACGACUAAACAUCCUUCACUUGUGUCAAAACCAGCAGAAGUUUUUUCGCCGAAAGGAGGGAGAACUAAGAGGGCAAAAGAGGGUCCUAACUAAACAAACUACAAUCCCUGCCAAAGCUCAGAGGGCUUCAUAUGAAGUGGCAUAUUUAAUUGCUCAAGCAAAAAAGCCUCACACAAUUGGAGAAAGUUUGAUCAAACCCGCCGCGGUGGCGAUGAGUCGAGUCAUGCACGGGGAUAAAGCCGCCGCUGAGCUGACACAAGUCCCGCUGUCAGAUGGGACAGUAUCCCGCCGCAUCAGUGAGAUGGCACAGGACAUCAAGACUCAGCUCAUUGAUGCAGUGAAAGAAGGAAAGUAUACUUUACAACUGGACGAGUCAACUGACGUUUCGCAUUGUGCCCAGCUUCUUGUUUUUGUGAGAUACGUUUUUAAAGAGAAGCUUAAUGAAGAAAUGCUCUUUUGCACGCCGCUGGAAGGAGCGUGUACAGGCGAGGACAUUUUUUAACAAACUGGACAGCAAGCUAAAAGAAGAAGGUAUGUCCUGGAGUGAGUGCUUAUCAGUGUGCACAGAUGGAGCAGGGGCAAUGCUGGGGAAAAAGAAGGGGUUGAGAGCACGAGUCCAGCAAGUUGCCCCUCACGUCUGCUUUACCCACUGCAUUAUACACAGAGAAGCCCUUGCAUGUAAAUCACUGAGUGCAGAGUUAAAGCACGUCCUUGACACAGCAGUGAAAAUCGUGAAUUAUAUAAAAUCACGUCCGCUUAACACCAGACUGUUUGCAACCCUCUGUAACGAAAUGGGAGCGGAGCACCAAGGCCUCCUGUUGCACACAGAGGUGAGAUGGCUUUCCCGGGGAAAUGUACUGAGCCGCUUGUGUGAGCUGAGGGAAGAGGUGCGCAUCUUCCUCGCCGACCAAAGAUCACCUCUCGCAGAACACCUCUCUGAUCCUGACUGGGUAGCAAGGCUGGUGUAUUUAUCAUCUGUUUUUGGCAAACUGAAUGGGUUGAAUAUGUCACUGCAAGGUGAAAACACAAGCAUUUUGACCCUCAAUGACAAAGUGCAAGCAUUUGUGCGUAAACUGGAGCGCUGGAGAGAGCGCGCUGAAGCUGGACAUAUGGACAUGUUUACUGAGCUGGAUGAUUUUAUUGAAGAAAAUGCUUUGAGUGUGAACAUUGUAAGGGCGUCUGUAGCGGAUCACCUUCAGUCUCUUGUGGAUCAUUUUAAAAAGUAUUUCCCAGAAGAAACUGCUCCUGAAAGGCAUGAUUGGAUCCGAUCCCCGUUCACUGCAAAAACAAAUCAUUUGACAUCUGACUUUGAGGAUGCGCUGAUUGAACUUUCAUCUGACCGAACCCUGAGAGCGCUUUUUGAUGCCAAGAGCCUGGAUGAGUUUUGGAUUUCGGUGAGGAAGGAGUACCCGCAGCUGUCUGCAGCAGCAUUGAACACACUGAUGCCAUUUGGCUCUACGUACUUAUGCGAAAAAACUUUCUCUGCACUGACUUACAUCAAGAACAAGCACAGAUCUCGACUUAAUGUGGAGGACGAUCUCCGAAUUGCCGUCUCCAAAAUCAAACCGAGACUGGAUCUUCUUUGCUCAGUGCAUAUUGCCCACCCAUCGCAUUAGGUGAGUUCUUCAAACACGCAGUAAUUGUUGUGCAGCACUGCUCAUAACUUUGAAUAAUCCGUCGCACUGCUGUGCUGUUUUAGACUGACAAAUGUUUACCCGUAACACUGCUAAUCCACAUUUAACAGUUUCUUUUUUACUUUUGGACAUGUGG
Acanthochromis polyacanthus (spiny chromis) is the source of this 2439-nucleotide messenger RNA. RefSeq names its product SCAN domain-containing protein 3-like. NCBI's taxonomy places the organism in Eukaryota, Metazoa, Chordata, Actinopteri, Pomacentridae. The transcript is spliced from 2 exons. Bases 1110 to 2285 code for a protein of 391 amino acids. Gene Ontology annotation, molecular function: protein dimerization activity. The record is from RefSeq and is a predicted model, not a curated record.